AUGGAGUUUCGACCGAUUGAACUUCCAAUGAUUGAUCUUUCACCUUUAGAAGAUAAUCAUUUAGGUCAAAGUAAAGAAUUAACGAAAAUUGCCGAUGAUAUUAAUAUAGCCUGUGCACGUUUUGGAGUUUUCUAUGUAACCACAUCAUCUUUUCAACUUUGUGAUCAAAAUCAUAUAUUUGAAUCUUCUCGUCAGUUUUUUUCACUACCUGAAGAAAAAAAGAACGCAAUUCCUAUUAAACCUGGAGGUUUUACACGAGGAUAUAUAGGGCUGGGACAUGAAUCAGGCUCUCAUCGAUUUGAAGUUAAAGAAGCAUUUUCAUAUGGAUAUGAGUGGAAUCCUAAUGAACAACCUACAAAUUCAUUACAGGGACGAAACGAAUGGGGUGAUUUAGAAAAAAUUCUAGGUGAACAAUGGCGUAAUUCUUUAAAUAAAUAUUAUGAUAAGAUAGUAGCCAUUGCAGAGUUAGUGGUAAAAAGCUUAGAAAUGGCACUUGGUGUUGAAUUAAAAGGCCACUGUGUGGGGGGAGAAACCAUCUCAAUCAUGAGGUUAUUUAAAUAUUAUCCAUAUAACAAUGAAGGAGAUAACAAGACAGAAAAUAUUGGAAGUUCACCACAUACUGAUUGGGGUUUCUUAACAUUGGUGUUGCAACAAGAAAAUAUUCAAGGCCUCCAGUUAUUCUAUGAUGAUCAAUGGUGGGACAUUCCUAGUAAACCGGCAACAAUUGUCGUUAAUUGUGGGGACUAUCUUUCUCUUCUUACACGUGGGAAAUAUAUUUCACCGUUACACCGUGUUAUAAAUGAUGGAAAAAACGAACGAUAUUCUAAUGUUUUCUUUUACUACCCAAGUUAUAAUUCAAAAAUUCCAUUGAUUGCACAAAGCUCAAACGAAUUAAGUAUAUUUAAGGAUCAAACCGACAAUUCCAAAACACAUGAGAAUGAUAAGGAAGAGUUACUGGAUGUAUGCUUUGGAGAGUAUAUUACUCGCAAAUGGGAUCAAGUAUUUCGAUCGG
Molecule: messenger RNA, 1012 nt
Organism: Racocetra persica
Lineage: Eukaryota; Fungi; Glomeromycota; Glomeromycetes; Diversisporales; Gigasporaceae
Source: the annotation of a GenBank genome assembly